AUGUCGUGGGUUGAAAAGGCAUAUCCUAAAUACCAUUUCAAUUAUGGUGUUAAAGAUGGUCACACAGGCGAUAUCAAGGAGCAAUCGGAAGAACGCGAUGGAGACGUGGUGAAAGGCGAGUAUUCUUUGGUCGAGCCCGAUGGCACUGUCCGAAAAGUGGAAUACACCGCGGACGAUCACAACGGAUUCAACGCGGUUGUGUCCAAGUCCGGUCACGCGGUCCAUCCAGCUCAGCAUGCGAAAAUAGCCGUUCCCAUAGAAUCGCAUGGAUACUACCAUCAUUAAGUCUAAUCAUAUACCUUAUUAGUUAGUAUUUAAUGACAGGUGCACAUUAUUUGUGCAAGAAGAAUUUCAUCAACGUCAUCGUGGUAUGUUUGGUUGAUGAUGGUUAUGAAUGGUGGGAUUGAUUGCUUAGAUAGUAUUGCACAAACCGUCUACGAUGCUGUUGCAUCUGUCUGAUUGUCUAUCUUCUUAAUCAAUUAUACAUACCCACUUAUGUAUCUGUAUCUCGCAUGUUUGUUUGUGUGCAUGUGUACAUACUGCGAUAUCUAUGUAAAAUAUGAUGUUACUUGCACAACACUGUAUUCGUGAG
This is a messenger RNA of Agrilus planipennis (emerald ash borer), 592 nucleotides long. RefSeq names its product cuticle protein 19-like. Gene Ontology annotation, cellular component: extracellular matrix. The transcript has 2 exons. The coding region runs from base 1 to 285 and encodes 94 amino acids. NCBI's taxonomy places the organism in Eukaryota, Metazoa, Arthropoda, Insecta, Coleoptera, Buprestidae. The record is from RefSeq and is a predicted model, not a curated record.